This is a messenger RNA of Procambarus clarkii (red swamp crayfish), 1561 nucleotides long. RefSeq names its product arginine kinase Pro c 2.0101-like. The record is from RefSeq and is a predicted model, not a curated record. NCBI's taxonomy places the organism in Eukaryota, Metazoa, Arthropoda, Malacostraca, Decapoda, Cambaridae. Gene Ontology annotation, molecular function: creatine kinase activity. Gene Ontology annotation, biological process: phosphocreatine biosynthetic process.
AGGAGGAGAAUUAUUAGGGUUUAGUAAGGUUGGCGGACGGUUGUCUGAGCCAGGCAUAUUGGCUGAGCCGGCGAGCCACGCCCCCCUGCCGGCUGGUAUAUAUACCAGAAAGCCGGCAGGUUCGCCACUCGCCGCUGAGUCAAGGAGAGGUUUGGACGCCAGGAAUCUUCAAAAACAAACAUGGCUGACGCUGCAACCAUCGCAAAGUUGGAGGAAGGCUUCAAGAAGCUUGAAGCCGCCACCGACUGCAAGUCUCUGCUGAAGAAGUAUCUCUCAAAGAGCAUCUUCGAUAGUCUUAAGGCCAAGAAGACCGGCCUGGGCGCCACCCUCCUCGACGUAAUCCAGUCCGGCGUGGAGAACUUGGACUCCGGUGUUGGUAUCUAUGCUCCCGACGCAGAGGCCUAUUCCCUCUUCGCUCCCCUCUUCGACCCAAUCAUUGAAGACUAUCACAAGGGCUUCAAGCAGACUGACAAACAUCCCAACAAGGACUUCGGUGAUGUUAACCAAUUCGUAAAUGUGGAUCCCGAUGGCAAGUUUGUCAUCUCUACCCGUGUACGAUGCGGUCGCUCCCUGGAGGGCUACCCCUUCAACCCCUGCCUUACUGAGGCCCAGUACAAGGAGAUGGAAGAGAAGGUGUCUUCCACUCUGUCUGGCCUGGAGGGCGAGCUUAAGGGUACUUAUUACCCACUUGCUGGUAUGACAAAGGAAGUUCAGCAGAAGCUCAUCGAUGAUCACUUCUUGUUCAAGGAGGGUGACCGCUUCCUGCAGGCUGCCAAUGCUUGCCGUUACUGGCCCGUUGGUCGUGGUAUCUACCACAACGACAACAAGACCUUCCUUGUUUGGUGCAAUGAGGAAGAUCACCUCCGUAUCAUCUCCAUGCAGAUGGGUGGUGAUCUGGGCCAGGUUUACCGCCGGCUUGUAAGUGCUGUCAACGACAUCGAGAAACGUGUUCCCUUCUCUCAUCAUGACCGCUUGGGCUUCCUCACUUUCUGCCCCACCAACCUUGGCACAACCAUUCGUGCCUCCGUCCACAUCAAGCUGCCCAAGCUUGCUGCUAACCGCGAGAAGCUGGAGGAAGUCGCCGCCAGGUACAGCCUCCAAGUUCGUGGCACCCGUGGUGAGCACACUGAAGCAGAGGGUGGUGUUUAUGAUAUCUCCAACAAGCGCCGCAUGGGACUUACAGAAUUCCAGGCCGUUAAGGAGAUGCAGGAUGGCAUCCUUGAGCUGAUCAAGAUUGAGAAGGAGAUGGCCUAAACAAACUAUUGCUGGGUAAAAGUUCGGCUCGACCCUCUAUGGGUGAGGGCGUGCUGGACUCUGCUGUGAAGAGGUGCUCCCAACCUUGGACUCGAGGUAACCUAAGCGAGGGACCUAGAGGGCGAGUGUUGUGCCGGCUGGAGUGAGUCAGUGUGAGGCCCCGGCAACAUUCCAAGAAACCCGGGGCUCUAGCGACCAUAGGUCUAGAGGCCUUGUACAUAACAUCGAUAACACUCGUGGGUAACGCUACUCCACAAAUUUAACUUGUUACAUCAUGAUACUAUUAUAAAAUUAAACGUUACACAUA